Molecule: messenger RNA, 594 nt
Organism: Tilletiaria anomala UBC 951
Lineage: Eukaryota; Fungi; Basidiomycota; Exobasidiomycetes; Georgefischeriales; Tilletiariaceae
Exons: 1
Coding region: 119-499 (126 amino acids)
Source: RefSeq, a predicted model, not a curated record
CUGAGAGCACAAGGAGCGCGGACAAUGAUGAAAAGGCGCGCAUUUUGCCUUGAAAGGGAGCUCUGCGGACCAAACGAGCAUAUAUCAUCAGCACAAUCCUUUUUUGCCAGAUGUGGUCAUGUCAGAAAGAAGACAGAUCCCUCGCGCAGGUAGCUCGUCGUGGGGAGACCAGCAGCAAGCAUUGCCGUCGCGUGUACUCUCCGACCAAGGCGAGCUCUCCAUGUCUUGGUGGAGACGCUGCAUAGACAAGUCACAUAUGCCUUUUUCCGAUCGAAUGCGCUGGAUGGGCCUUCCCAAUAAUCGAGUUUGCUUUGUAGCCCCUGUAGCAAGUCAAUCCGAGGACAGAAUUACAGCUGCCCUUCAGCCCUUGCCUUGGGAUGGCAGCAUAGCCUUAUUCCGUCGCAUUUCUAGCCCCCCAGAUGAUUGGAGAGCCUUCUUCCCCACGCUAGCAAGUGCGGACCCUUUGCAAGGGAUGCUUCCACCUAUGCCACCAAGUUGACAUGAUAGCGGCCAAUCCCUCCGCGACAAAGGCGAUGGCAGUGUCGCUGGGACGCUCAUUAGCCCGUCGCCUGACUUACCCAGCAGCUGGUAGCA